Molecule: messenger RNA, 840 nt
Organism: Neohortaea acidophila
Lineage: Eukaryota; Fungi; Ascomycota; Dothideomycetes; Mycosphaerellales; Teratosphaeriaceae
Product: cochaperone Pam16
Exons: 4
Coding region: 114-542 (142 amino acids)
Biological process (GO): protein import into mitochondrial matrix
Cellular component (GO): TIM23 mitochondrial import inner membrane translocase complex
Source: RefSeq, a predicted model, not a curated record
CCCGACGAAAACGCAAGGCACUCCAUCCAUCCAUCCAGCUGUUGCACCAUUCCUUCUCGCCACAGGCAGACUUGCCUUUGCGCAUUCAUACCCCCUUUUCCCUACGAGCGCAAAUGGCGCAUCGCAUCAUCUCCCAAAUCGUCUUCACCGGCGCUCGGGUCUUUGGACGAGCAUUUGCGGAAGCGUACAAGCAAGCAUCCGCCUCUCAAAAAUAUGCCUCACACCUCCAAAACAAUCCCACCUCCGCCAACACUCUCUCCUCCUCCGGCCUCACCCUAGACGAAGCAUGCCGCAUCCUGAACGUCACCCCGCCCCGGCAAGGGCAAGCAGAAAUGACCAAAGUGCAUGAGCAGUUCAAGAGAUUGUUCGACGUCAACGACCCCAAGACCGGCGGCAGUUUCUACCUACAGAGCAAGAUCCUACGCGCGCGCGAACGAAUAGAACUCGAGGCUCAACGGACCGCUAAGAAAGCUGCGCAGGCGGAGACGAGCACUGCCUCGUCACAAUCGUCACCACCACCGCCGCCGCCUCCUCCGAGCUGACACCCACGGACGGUUGCGGCGGAGCUGCAGCGUUAAGCACUGGGCCUGUACAUAUCAACGGGGAAUUUAUGAAGCAUAGCGAGGGCGUUCUAGCAUCUGCAUGGCAUCUGGAUAGGCAUCCAGGCGGCGUCCUGGCUUGUCUUGCUCUCCGCUCUGUCUGCGCUGCAUACAACAGUCAACAUGCCCGCAUCGAGUUGGAGAUCGACUACUCGUGCCUUGCGCAUGCGGACCAAACGCGCGCGGAGGAGGGACAAGACUUGUACGUUAGAAAGAUCUGUAUGAAAGUGUGUAGUCGAUG